Colletotrichum truncatum is the source of this 1545-nucleotide messenger RNA. Its product is annotated as major facilitator superfamily transporter. Gene Ontology annotation, biological process: transmembrane transport. The record is from RefSeq and is a predicted model, not a curated record. Gene Ontology annotation, molecular function: transmembrane transporter activity. Gene Ontology annotation, cellular component: membrane. Lineage: Eukaryota; Fungi; Ascomycota; Sordariomycetes; Glomerellales; Glomerellaceae.
AUGUCGGACGCGAUCCGGGAGCAAAAGAUUGAGGCCGAGCAUACUGAGAAGCGGCGCACUCUACAUCCUGAUGAAUUGCCGCUUCCUCAAGAGUUGGAUCAUCUUGAUUCCGAUGAUUUGAGAAUUUUAGAGAAAGGCCUAACGCGUCGGUUGGAUUUGACUCUGAUGCCGACUGUUUUCAUCCUCUUUCUUUUGAAUAUCCUGAACAACAUUGCGAGUGCUAAGAUUGCUGGGCUACCUGAGACUCUCAAAAUGACAAACAAUGAGUACAAUACCUGUUUACUCAUGUUUUACGUAGGUUAUAGCCCAUUACCUAACUUUCCACCAGACUGUAUCACUCAGGUCCCCUCCAACCUUAUUAUAGGAAAAGUUCGACCGUCGUGGUAUAUAUGCCUCAUUACUUCUUUAUGGGGUGCUGUCUCGAUGUCUCAGGGCUUUGUCAAGAACUUCUCUGGUCUUGCUGCCGUCCGCUUCAUCUUAGGCCUCGUCGAAGCUCCUUUCCUGCCGGCUGUUUUUGUCCUAAUGUCAUGUUGGUACACCCGCAGAGAGUUACCACCAAGAAUUGCGAUCCUUUAUGGUGGAAAUAUGAUAGCAACUGCGUUCUCGGGCCUUAUUGCUGCUGGUAUCAUAUCGAAAAUGGAAGGCAAAGCAGGCAAGCCAGCAUGGGAAUGGCUUUUCAUAAUUGAAGGAGCCAUGACAGUGGUCAUUGCUCUCCUAGUUCUUCCUCUUCUGACCGACUAUCCCCUCCAAAGCAAACAUCUUUUCAUCUCCCAAGAACAACAAUUAUACGCAGAAUGGAGAAUUCGCAAGGAAAACGCUGGAAUCGUUGAUGAAGACCCUGAGUCCAUCUUCUGGGGUCUCAAGCAAGCACUGAUCGACCCUAAGCUAUAUCUUUUCAUUAUACAACAGAUGGCUCUCAUCACUGCACAAUCUUUCAACAAUUUUUUCCCUUCUAUCGUUGGAACCCUCGGCUACGGCCGCACAACAACGCUGCUUCUCACUUCACCACCAUACUUUUUCGCUUUCAUCGUUUCUCUCUGUGUGUCAUUUCACGCAGCAAGUAAGAAUGAGCGAGGCUACCACAUCGCUAUUCCAAUGAUGUUCGCCCUUCUCGGAAACAUAUUGGCUAUGUUCGUUCCCUCCCUCGGCGGCCGCUAUUUUUCAAUGUUCCUGAUGACAUCUGGAUCUUAUGCACCAUACAACCUCUGCGUCAGCUGGCUCUCUGCAUCUCUUCCACGGCCACGCGCCAAGCGUGCUGCCGCGCUAGCCAUCGUCAACUUCAUGGCUGCCGGAGUCGCACACUUCUACACGAGCUACAUGUUCCCUGACAGCCAGAAGCCACGUUACUACGCCGGCGGCAGUGUCAUGUCCGGCGCAUGUCUCGUUUGCGCGGGCGUGGCAUUGUCGAUUAAAUACUAUCUCAAGAAGCAGAAUGCCAAGUUUGAGGAAGAGGAGAGGUUGGGUGUCACAAGUCAUAGUCACAUUGUCGGCUCUAAAGCUGGCCGUGGUGGAGAGGGCGUCGUGAGUUUUCGAUACGUUCACUAA